Messenger RNA from Vitis riparia (riverbank grape), 1215 nucleotides. RefSeq lists its product as uncharacterized. The coding region runs from base 1 to 1215 and encodes 404 amino acids. The record is from RefSeq and is a predicted model, not a curated record. Lineage: Eukaryota; Viridiplantae; Streptophyta; Magnoliopsida; Vitales; Vitaceae. The transcript has a single exon.
AUGUCUCAACCUCCUGGAUACUUCGACACUCAAUUCCCAAAUAGAGUGUGUAGAUUGAAGAAGGCUUUAUAUGGCUUGAAACAAGCCCCACGAGCUUGGUUUCAAAGACUCAGCUCUACUCUUCUUCAGUGGGGAUUCAACAUGUCUCGGACAGAUAGUUCUAUGUUUCUACACUUUGGUCAGACCACUACUUUGAUAGUUCUUGUUUAUGUUGAUGAUAUAAUCAUAACAGGCAACUCCUCCACACAGAUUUCUUCUUUCAUAGCUAAACUUGAUUCAGUUUUUGCCUUACGAGACUUGGGUCAACUCUCAUUCUUUCUCGGUAUAGAGGUUUCUUACAAUGAAGGCUCUAUGAAUUUGAGCCAAACCAAAUACAUUUCAGAUCUGCUUCAUAGAACUGAAAUGUUUGAUACUAAACCGGCAAAAACACCUGGUGUUGUUGGGAAGAACUUGUUUAAAUUUGAUGGAGAUCCUAUGGCAGAUGUUACUCAUUAUCGAAGUGUAGUAGGGGCACUUCAGUAUGUUACCUUGACAAGACCUGAUAUAGCCUUUGUUGUCAAUAAGGCAUGCCAAUUUAUGCAACAACCAACCACAGCUUACUGGCUCUUAGUCAAACGAAUACUUCGGUAUCUAAGAGGAACAAUGCAAGAUGGGCUCCUGUUAAGUCCUUCAAGUAACUUGACAAUAGAGGGAUUCACAGAUGCAGAUUGGGGUGCUCACCUUGAUGAUAGGCACAGCUCAAGUGGAUAUCUCAUUUAUCUAAGAGGUAACUUAGUCUCUUGGUCAUCUACCAAACAAAAAGUAGUGUCUCGCAGUAGUGCAGAGUUUGAGUAUCGUGGCCUUGUUUUCGCUACUGCUGAGAUUGUUUGGAUGCAAGUCUUACUGCAAGAGCUAUGUGUGUCAAUACCUACAAUACCUUUGCUUUGGUAUGAUAAUAUCAGUGCUUACCAUAUGGCAAAGAACCCUAUGUUUCAUGCUAGAACUAAACACAUAGAAAUAGACCUUCAUUUUAUACGAGAUCAAGUCAUGAGAGGAAAGAUACAACUGCACUUUGUUCUCACUGAAGAGCAACCGGCAGAUUUAUUGACUAAGCAUCUCACAAGUUCAAGGUUCUUGUCCCUCAAAUCUCAGCUUUGUAUAGCUCCAAGACCCUUUCACUUGAGGGGGGAUGAUAAGCCAAGAAAAGAGGAGUUAGUUACUGAUCUCACGAGAUGA